Molecule: messenger RNA, 480 nt
Organism: Pelecanus crispus (Dalmatian pelican)
Lineage: Eukaryota; Metazoa; Chordata; Aves; Pelecaniformes; Pelecanidae
Source: RefSeq, a predicted model, not a curated record
AUGGAAAGGUCUACAACUUCUGAUAUGGCCUCUGAAAAGCCUAAUCCUUCCCACCACAGUACAGGGGCUGUUCAAAUGAGGAUCAAAAAUGCCAACAGUCACCAUGAUAGACUGAGCCAAAGCAAAUCUAUGAUUCUGUCGGAGAACGUGAAAGUCACUGAGCCUGUAAAUCGUCACAGAAGAAAUCAUUCCCAACACAACUUAACGCUUGCAGACAUCAUUAGUACACAGGACCACACAGUAGUGGAGAAAGAAGGAUAUCUUCUAAAAGCUAAAAUUGCAGACGGUGGCAAGAAAUUAAGGAAAAACUGGUCCACGUCCUGGGUUGUUCUCACAGCUCGGAAAAUGGAAUUCUACAAAGAAUCCAAGCAGCCGGCUCUGGCCAACCUGAAACCAGGAUAUAAACCCGAGUGUGUGGAUUUGUGUGGUGCUCGCAUUGAGUGGACCUCUGAGAAAUCCAGCAGAAAGAAUGUCUUUCAG